Messenger RNA from Esox lucius (northern pike), 3267 nucleotides. RefSeq names its product small nuclear RNA activating complex, polypeptide 5 (gene snapc5). The coding region runs from base 339 to 665 and encodes 108 amino acids. NCBI's taxonomy places the organism in Eukaryota, Metazoa, Chordata, Actinopteri, Esociformes, Esocidae. Gene Ontology annotation, cellular component: nucleus. The record is from RefSeq and is a predicted model, not a curated record. The transcript has 4 exons. Gene Ontology annotation, biological process: transcription initiation at RNA polymerase III promoter; transcription by RNA polymerase II.
AAUACCGGAAAUGUCUAAAAUGCAGCCCACGUGAAUAAAAUGAAUAACAGGGACUGCAGCAAUAUACUGCCGCUAUUAUCUAAAGCUAAAUUCCUAUGUGUAGCUUAAACUAGUUCAAACAUUAAGUAGCAGUUUAUAAACCGUUAUAACGUAGCUCUGUAACAAAUGACGUGAGUUCGUUAGGUGCUAAGCUAAUCAAUAACAUUAAACCAAACUCGCACUUCUGUGCACGUAGCAACCUGCAAGUGGCCUUGUAUUUUUUGUUUUUUACAGCAAAAAGGAGUUUUACAAACGAGCGCUUUAACGUAUUUAAGAAUGUUUUAGCCAGACCCGCCACAAUGUUAAGUCGUCUACAGGAACUGAAGAAGGAAGAAGAGACUCUGCUGAAGAUCAAAGACAUGUUACAAGACCAGCUCAACAGACUCAAGUUUGAAGAAGGCGCCCUGAAGUCUAUUAUCAACGCUCAGACAGACGACGGCCCUUCACAGCCUACCAGUCCUGCUGAGGCUCCGGUGAAUCCGGACGAUGAGGCAGAGAUCAACCAAACUAAACUGCUCCUGAGCGGCCCGGUGGACUAUGACAUGGAGGAGGAAGAGGAAGAUGAUGAGGAAGAUGUAGAUGACAACGAGCUUGAAGCAGUGCCUGAGGAAGAGGAGUAUUACUGAGUUUCUAACAGCUCCAAGUGGCCUGAUCAACAGGAUGUGGAUAAAGGCACUGGACAAAAGUGCUGGACUGUUUUGGGAAUUGCAGUACCUGUAGCACCGAAGAGGACGUGUGGAUAAUAUAGAAAUAUAUUCCAGGCGGUUGGUUUUCUACUGGAUCCCCAUCCUAUGACUCUGAUUUUAUUUAUUAGUUAAGCUGUAACAUGACAUGUAGCCUGGAACCUCACAAACACGUUUCUUAACUCCUUACAGAACUGAUAUAGCCCGGAGAUAGUCCCUUAAUGCUGAGUCCUUAUGAAACGGACAUAGCCUGGAGAUGUUUAGUCUCUUUGUGCCAACUCCUUAUGAAACUGACAUUAGAUUUCUUCUCGUUUCUGAAUCCACAGUUCUUUCUGUUUGGUUAUCUUAUGUUUUAGCUUUAAAAACAAUAUUAAUUGCAACAGACAGAAUGUUUACUCUGAACAUUCUUAAAUGUGACCGAAAUGUUGUUUAGUUCUGUGACUAAGUUAAAGUUCAGUUUUCAAAUUAUUUUUGCCUCUCGUUUUUUGCCAUAUAAUUUUUUUUGAGACUGGUUGGUUGCAACAUUGGCCUCACCGACCCCUACAUUUUCAUUCAAAUCAUAGCCUUUUUUCACAUAGUUAAAAGCAACAAAGAAAUCAAACAUUAGCAUAUUAAUCUGAAUGCUUCUUCGCACCGUUUAUACCUGCUUUUAACAUGCGUCAUUUAACCCGAUUAGAUCUGAUCUUUGCUGUUUCAGAUCACAGUGCAUUUAUUAUUCAUAUACACUUGUGGCACAAUCACAAUGUGGAUGAAGUCAUAACAAAGGACGCAUGUUAGAACCAAGUAUGAAUGAAGCUCCAGAGACAUUUCAUAUGUAAGCUCAUACUGUAUACAUACUGUUACAACUAAAUACACAGUAUAUAUGACCUCUUGAGGUCAAUCAAGCUUACACACCACUAAUCAUAAUUGGUUUAGAAAAAUUCUGGGUACUUUGAGCACAUUGGUUUUUUUGUGGUUUUCAGCUUUACUGAUUUCCUGCUUAUUUGCUUGUGACUUCGGGAAUCCUCUUAUUGCAAACCAGGUCAUUUUGUAUCCCUACAGUAUAAUACAUUUCUGGCAAUUGUAACCUGGAUAUAUCCAGUAUCUUUGUACCAAUAUUCCAGGUUAAUAACAAGGAGUGGAAUGUUAACACACGUUCUGUAUUGCAUGCUACAGUUACUGCUUUGGAGUUGUCAUGAAGAGCAUUUCUUGCAUCUAGAUAAUCAGUAUAACAGACAGAACAGGGACAGGACUGAAACCGGUGUUCUUCCUGUCAGUAGUUUAGGUGUCUUCUAGCCUGGUUUCAGAUCUGUCUAAACCUGGAAUUGUAGCAGUGCUCUCUGAAAUGAGCCACAUUACAAAUCCAGUGGGUUAGCUAUACUGUCUGAGGCGCAGGGUCUCUACCUGUCCCUCCGUUCACCACACACCAUGCUAUGUCUUAUCUACCACACAGGUGUUGUUCAAACCCUGGUACUGUUCUAUGGUUUCGUCCCAAACAGCACCAUAUUCCCUUUGAUGUGCUCUGAGCAGAGCUCUAUGGGCCAUUAUGACGCAUUAGGUUGUGAAUAGACUGUUGUUUGGGACCCAACCAGUCCCCAACUGGAGCAGCAGCUGGGAUCCAGUUCUAGUAUUCACUUUACAGUUGUGUUGAUGAUGUUUGUUCAUCUCCAUGAAUGAUGAGGUAUGGUUCUGUUUCUGCCUGAGCCAGCAGGGUUGUGUUGAUGAUGUUUGUUCGUCUCCAUGAAUGAUGAGGUAUGGUUCUGUUUCUGCCUGAGCCAGUAGCGUUGGGUCGUCAUUAGCUGCUCUAGCCACAGUCAUAAGCCCUGCCUGACUCAAUUAAUCUUGUUAUAAUGUGAUUUUAAACUUAACCCUAAAGAAGCACAUUGGUUUUCCAAAUAUGUUUAUUUACUAGCUAGAAAAUGUGGUUAUAGAAUGUAGUGGAAACUUAACAGGUUGUGGGGAAAUUACACUUCAGUUCAGGAAGUGAGCUGAAAUUUCAAUUACAAACAGUCUUUACUGGAAAAGCUUUGAAGAAGCAGCAGUUGGUGACUUCAAAUAGCCUUUAAUUAACCACAACUGAGGGUCAAAGGAACUGAAUUUAUGUGUCUAUUUAAGCAUGGCUGGGCCAUACAGGGACCAGGGGUCCAUAGAGGGGUAGAGGUAGAACACUGUGUAUGGAAUAGGGACCCAUAGAGGUGAAGUGGUAUAGCACUGUGUAUGGAAUAGGGACCCAUAGAGGGGAAGUGGUAGAGCACUGUGUAUGGAAUAGGGACCCAUAGAGGUGAAGUGGUAGAGCACUGUGUAUGGAAUAGGGACCCAUAGAGGUGAAGUGGUAGAGCACUGUGUAUGGAAUAGGGACCCAUAGAGGGGAAGUGGUAGAGCACUGUGUAUUGAAUAGGGACCCAUAGAGGUGAAGUGGUAUAGCACUGUGUAUGGAAUAGGGACCCAUAGAUGGGAAGUGGGUGGAGUUUGGGGCACAGACUACAGAACGAUGCAUGUCACAGGGACCCUCAUGUGAGGGUCUUCCCUUCUUAAUGAGCACAAAAUAAAGAACUUCCUGUCAUCA